Messenger RNA from Arachis stenosperma, 2026 nucleotides. Its product is annotated as receptor-like protein 44. The record is from RefSeq and is a predicted model, not a curated record. The coding region runs from base 225 to 1040 and encodes 271 amino acids. Gene Ontology annotation, molecular function: protein binding. Lineage: Eukaryota; Viridiplantae; Streptophyta; Magnoliopsida; Fabales; Fabaceae. The transcript has 2 exons.
UCCAAAUGGAGAGUCCCGAGUCCCGAGUCCCCACACCCAGCCAGCUCGUUUUCACUUCCGCUCAACUCAUUACUUACUUUCAUAUGUUCCGCAUGCGCGACCCUUCUUCCUCUCCCUCUCCUCUCCCUAACCAAAUUUGGCCAACUGCUUUACUACUCUCACAAACCACCUUACUUAAUUAAAAAGAAAUUUGGCCCCGUUGACUGGAAGUGGCGGAGGGGUAGAUGGAUGUAGCAUUCGGGGCGGCGGUGGUGUUGGUGGCACUAGCAGUGAUGAUGAGAAGCUGCGAGUCAGAUCCAAACGACGAGGCGUGCCUGAGGCACCUAGCGAAGUCGUUAGAGGAUCCAAACAGAUCCCUACAGAAUUGGAUAGAAAAGAAUCUGGAAAAACCCUGCAACGACUCACUAUCCAACCUGCAAGGGGCAACCUGCAACAACGGCCGCAUCUUGAGGCUCUCCCUCAACAACCUCUCUCUCAGAGGAACCAUCUCUCCCUUCCUCUCCAACUGCACCUACCUCCAAUCACUCGACCUCUCCUCCAACGCCCUCUCCGGACCCAUCCCUCCCGACAUCCAGUCCCUCGUCAACCUCGCCGUCCUCAACCUCUCUUCUAACCAACUCCAGGGCCAGAUCCCGCCACAGCUCACAAUGUGCGCCUACCUCAACGUCAUUGACCUCCAUGAUAACCUCCUCACUGGUCCCAUUCCCCAGCAAUUGGGCCUCCUCGUCAGGCUCUCCACCUUCGAUGUCUCUAAUAACAGGCUUUCCGGGCCCAUACCGCCUUCUUUGUCCAACAGGACCGGCACUCUGCCCCGCUUCAACGCUACCUCCUUCUUGGGGAACAAGGAUCUCUACGGCUACCCUCUUCCGCCCAUCAAGACCAGGGGCCUCUCUGUUUUGGCCAUUGUUGGGAUCGGACUCGGGAGUGGCCUUGCCAGCCUCGUCCUCAGCUUCACUGGGGUUUGCAUAUGGUUGAAAGUCACGGAGCACAAGAUGGCUCUCGAUGAAGGCAAAAUCAGUCAGCUCAUGCCUGAUUAUUGAUUCUUCCGUAUAUACUAAUGCUCUCUUUCUUCCCAACAUUCAAUUCCAUAAUGUUCCAAAUCCAAGGUAUCUUUGAUUGAACUUCAUUCUUGUCCUCCAAUCAUGGAUGCUAUUCUUCGCCUCAACCCAACCCAACAAAAAAAAAAAAAGAAAGGAAAAAGGAAUUUCCCUGUAGCUUUUUUUUUUCUCUCUAAUUUAGUGGUGAGGUGUGGCCUACCCCUUAAUUUUCUCUUUCUUGGUACCUAUGGGUCGUUUCAGAUUGUUGUCUUUUACCGAUCACGGGCCAUGGGGGGCAUAUACAUAUAGACGUGCAUAAAUGGAAACAGCAUCAAACACAGUUGUAGGGUGCAGCAGCCAGCAUGGUAGCUUUAAUUUUUGAGUUCCUUGAUUUUCGUUAUCUUUGUAAAUUGUAACAUUAAGUAAAAGGAUGAUGAUGAUGAUUAUAGUGCGUUGGUUUUGGUUGGCACAUGGCACUAUGGCAGGGGUGGUAGGGUAGGGUAGUGGUACGGCUACAGGAAGCGCCGUUUAACUGCGAACUUGUCUCUCUGCCACAAUGCUAUAACACAAACACCUAGACUGCAAUUUUCUAUUCUCUAAUUUCUGAUUUUCUAUACUAAAUAUUUGUAUUCAAAGGGCCGAUUUUUUCCUUUUUCGCUGGUGGAUUCAGACUCGUUUUCCACAUAAUAACUUAUUAGCCCAACGUCAACAUACUUUCACGUGCCUAUAUAUUUUUGUUUUUGAAUUGAUCGUAACAGCACAUUAUGAGAUAAUUUCACAUUAAUGGUGUGUUUGUUUGAGAUGAAAAUGAGAGGAAGGAAAAGGAAGGGAAAAAAAUUGGAAGAAAAAUAGUUAUUUUCCCUUGUUUGGUUGAGGAGAGAAAUGGGAGAGGAAGGAAAAUGGAUGGAAAAAUAUUAGUGGGGUCCACUAAUUUUUUUUCCCUCCAACAAUGGAGAGAAAAUGGAGAGAAAACUAAUUCUCUCUCUCUA